Rubroshorea leprosula is the source of this 3801-nucleotide messenger RNA. The record is from the annotation of a GenBank genome assembly. Lineage: Eukaryota; Viridiplantae; Streptophyta; Magnoliopsida; Malvales; Dipterocarpaceae.
UGUCAAGUAACUGCCAAACCUGCAACCCCACUACCAGAUCAUGGAGGAACAGUACCGGAAAUCAUGGAGGGAGGGUGACAGCACCGAAGCAAAGAAAAACCAGAAGGAGAGAGCAGUUACCGGCCUGCCCAGCACACACACAGACUACCCAGAGCAUGUUUUUCAGCUUUCAGACUGCAUUUUCCAGAUUUCAACAAUAGUUUCCAGAUUUUUCAGAUUUCCCAGAUUUUUCAGAUUAGUUCAUAGCCUUAGCCUAGAAGCGUCUAGAGCCAUGCCACCGAGAAAGAGCAGAGACAAAGAGGUUCAGCCAGCCCAGGCUGACCAUGCAGACGACAGUCCACUCCACUCUGAGGGCGAAAAUGAUCCCAUCACUUUUCUCCCAGUGUCACCUCUAGCAGAACGGUCCUAUGGGAAUCUAGUGUUUAAGGAGAAAGAAGCAGACCGUGGAGGUGACUUUGCUGAAUCAAGUAAUGUGUUUAGAGGUAUGACUGAACGUCUGGAUUUAGCAUUCAAAGAACAGAACCAGGCUAUGUGGAGACUUGUUGACAGUCAAGCAGAAUCCUCCAGACGUGAGGAAGAGUUAAUUAGACAAUGUAUAGAAGAGAUGAGACGGGUCUUUGAAAAAGGCACUAGGGUGAUGCAAGAAACUGGGGAAAAAAGUCGCAGAACACUGCAGGCUGUUUCAGAACAAGUGGUUGAACAAGUGCGACAACCUAGACUUGAGAUCCUUGCUCCAGUCGUUGAAAUGCCCAGACAGAUUCAGGAAGCCCCGAUCCCAGCACUCGGGGGGCAAGGGAAUCAGCCUCAUCCUAACAUUCAACAGCAGAAUUUCUUUAUGGGUGAAGGACAAAGACAGCAUGAACCAAUGGAGGCUGCUGCUCCUGUUGCAGACCAUGGCCAUCAACCUCAGCAUAAGUAUAUUCUGCCAACUAGGAAGGGAAAUGUGGGUCCUCAUGCUCAAUCUCAUCCAAGGGACUUUUUUCAGCCACAAGUUCCUCCAGCCCAGCCGGUACAGCGUGGUCUGCAGAAUCAACCAGUUCAAUUCUUCAAUAAGGACCAUGGGCCAGCCUUGAGGCCAUUGGAAAAGAUUGAUAAGGACAUCUUGAAAUUUCCAGACAAAGCGAAGGAAACCAUGGGAGGGGAUGCAGACCCUUUUCCAGCUGUGUUUGUCGGCGUGAAUGUUGCAGACCUCAGGAGUGUUGCCAGAAAUCGUAGUCUGCCUUAUGCUCAAAGGAACCUUGCUGCCGAAGACUUGAGGUGGGUCCUUGAGGCGCAGAGAUCCAGACAUAGCAGGAGCGUCAGAUCUCCAAGGAUGGUCAAACCGCCACUCAGGUCACCUUCCAAACGGUGGGAGAAAAUUAGUCAUCUUAAGUUUCCAGCCCAGAAUACCAGAACCGUGAGGCGCAGACUGCAACGCAAGAAGGCUGAAGAGUGGAAAAGGCAACAGCAACAGAUGGAGAUUGAGGGAAGUUCAUCUCGCAGACCGCGCCAACCUAUAAAAAGGAACAUGGUGUGGGUGAGAAAAGAGAAAAAGGAGGCUGUAACCCAGAUUCUACUAAAGGGGUAUGACCAGUCUCCAGCCUCUCCAAAGGUGGCAUCUUUCAUUGUGAAUCCAGACGGGAAGGAGGAGGAACCAAUCGUCUGUGAGUUCCCAGAACAGACAGAAGAAGAGGUAAUCGUUGUUCCAGCUCAGGAUGAUGAAGAAGAGGACAUGGCCGACAAAAUUGUGUUUGAAAAACCAGAAGAAAAGAUGGACAGACACAUUAGGCCACUUUAUAUCAAUGCUCACAUGGAUGGGACUCCAAUCAGCCGUGUCUUGGUGGAUAAUGGAGCUGCAGUCAAUGUCCUUCCAACUUGCAUGCCCUACAAAAUAGGCAAGUCUCUUGAUGAUUUAGUGCAUACUGAGGUUACAAUUAGUGAUUUUACAGGAGGGGUGAAUCAUUCAAGAGGUGUGCUGCCUGUUGAAUUAACAGUGGGAAAUAGGACACUGAUGUCUGCAUUUGUUGUGGUGGAUACUGUUGCUACUUAUAAUGCACUUUUGGGGCGUGACUGGAUUCAUUCAAGUUGGUGUGUCCCUUCUUCACUUCACCAGAAACUGAUUUUCUGGAAUGGUGGCAAGGCUGAGAUGGACUGGCGCUUUCCAAUUAUUCAGUACCUUAAGGAUCAAAGCAUUAAGGUAUCUAGGAAAACCAAAAUGCAAGCUCUCAAUUAUGUCUUGAUUGAGGAUGUACUUUAUAGGAGAGGCAAUGAUGAACUACUGCUGCGUUGUCUCGGUCCAGAUGAAAGUUUCCAGAUGCUGUCUGAUGUCCAUGAUGGGAUUUGUGGUGCACACCAGGCUAGAAUCAAGAUGCGUUGGUUAAUUCGCAGACAUGGCUUCUUCUGGUCGUCUGUCCUGAAAGACUGUAUUGCUUAUGCUAAGGGCUACAAAUCUUGUCAGAUCCAUGGGCCACUUCAAAGAGUUCCAGCCUCUGAACUUAAUUCUAUUGUGAAACCUUGGCCAUUUCGAGGCUGGGCUAUUGACUUAAUUGGUAAGGUGUAUCCCCCUUCAUCAAAAGGUCAUUCAUUUAUUAUAGUGGCAACGGAUUAUUUUACCAAAUGGGUGGAGGCUAAACCAGUGAAGAAGGUAGACCAAUCUAAUGUAAUCAAGUUCAUCAAAGAGGACAUUAUUCACAGAUUUGGUCUGCCAGAAACAAUUACAACCAACCAAGGCACAGUUUUUGUCAGCCAUCAGGUGGAGGCAUUUGCAAAGGAAAUGUUCCGUUUGUUAAAUUCUACUCCUCAUUAUGCACAAGCUAAUGGGCAGGCGGAAGCUUCUAACAAGGUGGUGAUUAAUUUGCUUGAAAAAAUGGUGGAUGACAAUCCCAGACGCUGGCAUGAAUUAUUGUCUGAAACGCUGUGGGCUUAUAGAACUUCACAAAGGAGUUCAACCAAAAUGACACCUUUUGCCUUGACAUAUGGCCAUGACGCAGUCUUGCCAAUGGAGCUAACAGCCAGGUCUUUAAGAGUGAUGAUUCAGAAUAAUCUCCAGUUUGGAGAAUAUGAUGAGGCCAUGAUGCUUGAGCUUGAGGACCUUGAAGAUUCACGUUUGACAGCUUUGGAUAGAUUGCAAGCCCAAAAACUCAAAGUUGCAAAGUCUUACAACAAGAGGGUAAAAGGUAAAAAUCUGGUAGUUGGUGACUUGGUCUGGAAAGCAAUUUUACCUUUUGGCAAGAAAGAUCACAGAUUUGGGAAAUGGUCUCCAAAUUGGGAAGGACCAUUCCGAAUUCAUGAAGUGUUGAGAGGGGGUGCUUAUUGGUUAGAGUCACUUGAUGGAGAGCUACAUCCCAGAAAAAUCAAUGGAAUUUAUCUCAAGCCUUAUUACCCUACAGUCUGGGAGGCAAGAGGCUUAGAGUCACAAGAAGCUGUCUGAACCAGGUUUAUACUUUUGUCUGUGCACAAAUAAGUUGAUUUGCUUUCAUGUGUUUAUUCCAAAAUGAGAGCAAGUUUGAUCGAGCGGCCAUGACUGGCUGUGGAUGGCUGGAUGCGCUCAAACAGAGUCAGCUGUGAAAAAGUUGGGAAUACCUGCUGCAUUCAUCUUGGGAUUUAGCAGACUUUGCACGUGGCCUUUGGAGUCUGAAAGAUUAGUUUUUAAACAUUUGGAAGCAACUUAGCCUUCAAAACAGGUCUGCCCUUUUGAUCCGGUUAGUUCUUCUUUCUUUUAUGGAUUUAGUUAUGUUAUUUGUUCAUGUAAAUAGGAUGAACAGUUUCUACCUUUGUUCUUUUGUUUCUGCAUAAUAUCUAGACAUGCAAUUUGUUUCAUUU